Messenger RNA from Naegleria gruberi, 1422 nucleotides. RefSeq lists its product as uncharacterized. The transcript has 3 exons. The record is from RefSeq and is a predicted model, not a curated record. The coding region runs from base 1 to 1422 and encodes 473 amino acids. NCBI's taxonomy places the organism in Eukaryota, Heterolobosea, Eutetramitea, Acrasida, Naegleriidae.
AUGAGUGCAUUGGCUAGUUGUACCUCCUUCAAACAAGCUUUGGGAGAUUACGUCAGUCAACCAGAAAGUGCCUACUCUUACAAGUUAAUUGGUUCUAGAACCAUUACUGGAGCAACAAUUUACACCUUGAAUGUUACUUCAUUAACUUGGUUGCCAACCUCAGAAGUUGGUGCUGCCAACACUUGGUUCCACUAUGUUGAAAUUACCAUUCCAAACAAUUUGAAUAAGAAUAAUCAUGAAAGUUUAUUCUUCAUUACUAAUGGUGAUAACAAUGUUGCUGUUCCUGGUGCCACUGAUGCCUCUGCCUCUCCAAUUUAUGUUCCUUCCUUCAUGUAUAGUACUGCUGUAGCUACAAAGAGUGUUACUGCUAUUGUUUAUAUGAUUCCAAAUCAACCAAUUACUUAUAAUUCUGAUCCAACUUUGGCUAGUCGUGUUGAAGAUGCUAUUAUUGGUUAUGGAUGGAAUCGUUUCAUGAGCAAUACUACAAAUAGUAAUCUUUUAUAUGUUACUCAAUUGCCUCAAGUUAAGGGAAGUAAGAUGGCCAUGGAUGCUGUUGUUUCAUUUGUUAAGAAACAAGCUAAUCAUGUCAUUGACCAAUUCACUGUCAGUGGUGCUUCAAAGAGAGGUUGGACAACCAUUCUUUUGGCUGCUGUUGAUAGCCGUGUUGCUGCCAUUGCUCCAAUGGUCAUUCCAGUAUUCGGAACUAAGGAUUUCAUUGUCAGAACAUACAAUAACUUGUGUGCUUGGCCUUGGGCUUUCUAUGAUUAUGUCAGUAAUGGAGUUACUGAUAAGCUUUUCAAUAAUGUUUUUGAAAGUUUGACCGACAUUGUUGAUCCAUUGAAUUACAAUAGAUUGAAGAAUAUUCCAAAGUAUCAAAUUCUCUCAUUGGGUGAUGAAUUCUUUGCUCCUGAUCUCAAUAACCUUGCCUACUCAAAGAUUAAGGGUGAAAAGUAUGUCCGUUUCAUUCCAAACACUGGUCACUUGAUGUUGAACUCUGACGUCUUACCAGUUCUCGGUUCCUUCUACGCCUCCAGAUUGGCCAACACUGUCCUUCCAAAGUAUACCUUCUCUCACGAAUUUGUCGAUAACGGUGUUAUUAUCUAUGUUUCAGUUACUAAUGGUGCCAAGCCAACCUCUGUCAAAUUGUGGAGUGCCACCAAUCCAAGCACUCGUGAUUUCAGAACCUCAACUAUUGGUGCUGAUGUCUGGAAGAACUCAACCUUGGUUGAAGUUAGAGAAUCUGAAUGGCAAGCUUUUGUUAGAAAUCCAACAACUGGUUGGACUACUGCUAUGAUUGAAUUGACUUUUGCUAAUUCUGUCAGCACUGAACCAUUGGUUUUCACAUCAAAUGCUUUCAUUACUCCUGAUACUUUGCCAUGUAAUAUUAGUAAGAAGAAUUUGCCAACUCACAACAUGAUUUAA